Protopolystoma xenopodis is the source of this 258-nucleotide messenger RNA. NCBI's taxonomy places the organism in Eukaryota, Metazoa, Platyhelminthes, Monogenea, Polystomatidea, Polystomatidae. The record is from the annotation of a GenBank genome assembly.
AUGCAUAGUCUCAACUGCAAUGCUGUGGUCGGUUACACGGAAGAGUGUUGCUUGUACGAAGACGUCUGCAUUCUAUCGAGUUAUGGCACUGCAGUCCACCUCAAUCCCAAUUGGGCUCAUUCUCCACGUCCUUGUUCUGUGGCCAACUUGCUAGAAAGGAGGGCUGCUGCCUCCACUACAACCUCAACGGAUGCAGGGCGUUUGGUAGAGGAUAUAAAAAAUGUUGUGCUGCCUUCUGAUGAGCUUGGUAAAUUGUAA